AUGAAAUUCUCUCAAACACAGCAACAACCAGACGUUGUGAUUGCAGUCAUCCUUGCUUUUCUCCUUCUUUCCUCCUUCUGUUUGUGUGCACAGUUUGAUUCCAAAGUCUCAGGAGGUACCUCAGCCACUGAUAAUGAAUUUCCACACAUGGUCAGCAUUCAAUACUUUUCAAGUCCAACCGCCACAGGAAUUCACUAUUGUGGGGGAACUUUGAUUUCUCCCAAACAUGUCGUUACAGCCAGUCAUUGUGAAAUUGGUCUCACGAUGGAUAAGAUUCGAAUUGUGAUGGGUUCCUCCAGCAAUGUGUGUUCCUCAAAUCUUGCAGCUUCCCAGAAAUGCAUCAUGAGAGGUGUCACCCGUUUCACUAAACAUCCCAACUAUGAUUCGAGUACCAUCAAGAAUGAUAUUGCAAUCAUUGAAUUGGAUCAACCCGUUCCUUUGGAUGGAUGGCGAGUCACGUCAGCUGUCGUCGAAGGAUCUACCAUUCCAACCAAUACACAGGUGUAUAUUGCAGCUCAAGUUCCAGUCUCACCUGCAUCGGUGUGUAAUGCCAAGAAUUUGGGAAUGACCACUCCGCAACAAAUUUGUGGUGGAAAUGGAAAUGGAAUUGACACUUGUGGAGGAGAUUCUGGUGGACCAUUGUUUAGAAAAGUAGUUCCACAAAGUGGAUUACCAAUUUUCGUGUUGGCUGGUGUGGUGAGUUAUGGACCUCCUGGAUGUGGUGGAUCAAAUGUGGGUGUUUAUACCAAUGCCACUCAUUAUUUGGAUUUCAUUAGAAGUCAAGUGUCUACUGGAACUCAAUAUACUGUUGCAACACUUGCUUAUGGAGCUCAACAGCCUUCUCAACCAACUCCUCAACCAUCUCCAACACCAGUCACACCACAGCCAACUCCAAAACCUUCCCAACAAUCAUGCAAGUGCAAAUGCUAUUGUAAGAAAUUACAAGCUUUGAGAGAAGGAAAAUUGAGAGGAAAUUUAUGGAUGACAUCUUCCUCUGCUUCAUCAAAACCACAACAGGAUGAAAACAAAGCAGUAGAAGUGCAAACAGAGUGUAGUACCAAUUCCAAGUGUGAAACACAUGCUUUGAAUUCUUCUGCAUCUCAAGUUGGAACCAAAGUGGCAUUGAUUUUCUCAUUGUUAGCGAUUGCUUUUGUUUUUUGGUAA
Naegleria fowleri is the source of this 1164-nucleotide messenger RNA. RefSeq lists its product as uncharacterized. Lineage: Eukaryota; Heterolobosea; Eutetramitea; Acrasida; Naegleriidae. Gene Ontology annotation, molecular function: serine-type endopeptidase activity. The record is from RefSeq and is a predicted model, not a curated record. The transcript has 2 exons. Bases 1 to 1164 code for a protein of 387 amino acids. Gene Ontology annotation, biological process: proteolysis.